Molecule: messenger RNA, 4697 nt
Organism: Dunckerocampus dactyliophorus (ringed pipefish)
Lineage: Eukaryota; Metazoa; Chordata; Actinopteri; Syngnathiformes; Syngnathidae
Gene: alg2
Product: ALG2 alpha-1,3/1,6-mannosyltransferase
Exons: 5
Coding region: 6-1301 (431 amino acids)
Molecular function (GO): GDP-Man:Man(1)GlcNAc(2)-PP-Dol alpha-1,3-mannosyltransferase activity; alpha-1,3-mannosyltransferase activity
Source: RefSeq, a predicted model, not a curated record
GUUUCAUGACAGCAAUUUUGGCAAGAGGCAGUGAAAUGAGCCACAUCACAGGUCUCAAAACUUGGAUAAGAUCACAGAGAAGGAUGGUACAGGUGGUUUUUCUGCAUCCAGACCUUGGUAUAGGUGGAGCGGAGCGUCUGGUUGUUGACGCUGCUGUCGCACUAAAGUCUCAAGGAUGUAAUGUCCAAAUCUGGACUGCCCACUAUGACCCGAACCACUGUUUCUCUGAGACACUUGAGGCAGACCUACCUGUGGUGUGUGUGGGUGACUGGCUGCCCACCAAUGUUUUUGGUUACCUCCAUGCCCUGUGUGCUUACCUGCGGAUGAUCUAUGUGGCGCUCUAUUUGGUUUUCCUCAGUGGCCUGGAGUACGAUGUCAUCUUCUGUGAUCAAGUGUCAGUGUGUAUUCCUGUACUGAGACUGUCUCGUCACAGGAAGAAGGUCUUAUUCUACUGUCACUUUCCGGACCAGCUACUCACUCAAAGGAAGUCAGCCCUGAAGAAGCUUUACCGUGCUCCCAUUGACUUCCUGGAGGAGCGCACCACUGGCAUGGCUGAUUUGAUUCUGGUAAACAGCCAGUUCACCGCAGGCGUCUUCAGGGAGACCUUUCAGAGUCUCAAACUGGUCCAGACAGAUGUCCUCUAUCCUUCCCUCAACACAUGCACCUUUGACCAGCCGUCCACUGAAGCACAAGGCCUGGAGGGGCUCCUCCCUGAGGGAACCUCCCACCUGUUUCUCUCGCUCAACAGAUAUGAGCGAAAGAAGCACUUGGGUUUGGCCCUGAAAGCCCUGGCAGCUCUGAAAAGCGUCCUCCCUCCGGGCCAAAGCACAGGGGUUCACCUGGUGGUGGCGGGAGGCUACGACGACCGAGUCAGCGAGAACGUGGAGCACUAUACGGAGCUGAAAGAGCUGGCAUCACAACUCCACUUGGAGGACUGUGUGACUUUCUUGCGUUCCCCCUCGGAUUCCGUCAAGGUGGCACUGCUGCGGGGAAGCCACGCGGUGCUGUACACCCCGAGCAGGGAGCAUUUCGGGAUAGUUCCCGUGGAGGCCAUGUACUGCUGCUGUCCCGUUAUCGCUGUGAACUCUGGGGGGCCCCUGGAGAGCGUGGCGGAUGGGAAGACUGGCUUCCUGUGUGAGCCCACGGCGGAGGCAUUCUCCAAGGCCAUGGAGAGGCUGGUCAUGGAGCCACACCUCCGUAGGGACAUGGGACAAGCUGGCAGGAAGAGGGUGCAAGAUAAGUUCUCUCUUCAGGCCUUCUCAGAGCAGCUGUAUGGCUACAUUGUCGGCCUCAGCCACUGACGUCAAGACUGCAGAUAUUUUUUUUCUGGAACUGAGUGAGUGGAAGUGGGAGUCUUCAUCUGACUGUGUGGUGAAAUAUAAGAGGGGUGGUGUAUUAGAAGGACAUGAGAGGACAAUUAAUCAGUGUUUCCUUAGAAGGGUUGCCAAGGAACAGAAUUCUCUACCAAUUAUGAAGACACUAGUGUUUCUGUACGUCGCAACACAGCAACCAAAAACUAUUGAUUCAUACAUUGAAGGGUUUUUUUUCUCCAGCAUCUUUAUGAGAGCAGCAUAGUUCUCAUCAGCCCGCACACAGUCCUAAAUCAAUAACCAGGAUGCUUUCCUCCACUUCCUGUCUGCACGGAGCUUUGUUCCAAAGAAGCUGGCCUGGUCCGUGACUCUUGCUGCUGCACGGAGGUUAUUAGCAGAUGAUAAAGAGUGUUUGGCUUCAUUAGAUUUCUGGAUGGUGGGCAGAAUGCCGCUGUCUGGGUCAUCAUGGAGGAGAAUAGCAGAAGGUCAUUGUGUCUGCGCAAUGGCCUCCUCAGCCCUCCUAUUGUAUGGACAUGCUCUUAUUGACAUUCCACGAGUCUUAAUAAACUAGACGACACACACACAAAGUUUCUCCAGCCGCUUUGUUGGAAAGUUUCUUCCUCCUUUAUUGUGCUUUGUGGGGGUGCCGAUAAAAGUAUGGCCUUUGCUGUGAAAAAAUUUUUGAAAGUAAAGGAUUCUGCUUAUUAGGAAAACUGAUGGUGAGAGCUUAAGUUUCUGUCUCAAUCCGCUGCUGCAUUAUCAGUUCAAGAGUUGCAGUUGUGUCAGCAUGAUCUCCGUUCAUUUUCUGGAAGGGAAUCUGAAAACAAGAAAUUACCAUUACUGGUGGACCUCGGGCUACGUGUGAGUUCCGUUCCUAAACUGUGAUGUAAGUAGAGUUUUGGUGUAAGUUGGAACUUAAACCUAAACCUAAAUUAUACCGAAAUGAACUCCAACUGUGUGCCCCAGAAGUAUUGGAACAGUGAGGCCAACUAGGGUCCUAUGAUUUCCAUGUUAAUGGUGUCAGGGACGGAAUCGCGGAAUUAGCCAGUAAAAUCGAACUCUACUGUUAAACGCAGAAUCUUGCAGAAAUUGACAAAUUGUGAAUGAAAUGCUGUCAUCGCGAGGAGACGGAACGUUUGUUUGGCGAAACAUUUCCCGGGUGGACUGCUCAAUAAAAACUAAAGUGUACUGUACAACAGUUGUUUGCUUUUAAAAAUAAAAGGAAAUCACAAGGUUUGAAUGAGUUAUUCAUCCAUAAUCAGAGUGGGACGCUGUCACAAGAGGAUUGUAAUGUAAACAUGUUGAGUUAGUGUAAGUUGCAGGGGGAACGUUUGGAGUGUGACACCGUACUGGAAGAGAGCCGGGCUAGUUGUAUGUGUGUAUAUGAGUGUAUGUGAGGAUUGUACCUGCUGCAAAGUUGUGAAUAAAGUUCAAGUAAGAAAGUAUACAUCUCAAACUGUCCACUCUUUAUGGUGCGGUAAGUCAAACGGCCACUGUCUGGCUCUUUGCUCCCACUAGCUUAAGCUUUACAUGGUCGUGUGCCAAGUGACUUGUUUACCUGUGCAACAGACACACCUUUGCGGAAGUAGAUAAGAUACCUGGACAAGAUCAGUUUCAUAUGGAAGGAUUGGCAGCACCGAUCGAUCGGUGCAUGUUGAGCCAAAGCGCUAGCAACAUUUCCAUCAAUAUUAAGAACACUACACUGCUUAGUUAUUACUGUCUCUUUCAUAGGAUCAUGCUGAAGGAAACUGUAGUGACCUGGCAGUUAUGGAUAGUGUUAAGAGUUUUGUGAUUUCCCACCGUCCUCACUGUGUGUGUGUGUGUGUGUGUGUGUGGGUGCGGUAUGAGUAUGGCUCCGUGCCGAGAGGUCAGUUGAGUUUGCUGGUGUUGUUUUGGCAUGACUCGGCCAACAGUAGUGUAUUGUUUUUGCAAUAAAGAGAUUGUUGACCUACCGCCUCCUGAUCAUCCUUACAAAGUCCGGUUAGAUGUUACAAUACCAUCUUCAUCCUUAAUGAUGGUCGCAACAGUCUAGUGUUGAGUGGUGUGGCUGCGUGUGAGCCUCAUGUAGCGUCUUCUUCCGCUCUAAUUGCUCCUUGAGAGAGUCUCAUGUUUAUGGCCCGAAAUAUAGGUUUUAAUUCAUCUAUGUGCGAAAUGCUAAAACUCGAAACGUCGUAAACCGAGGACCACCUGUAUUGAAUAUCAAUGUGUCAGGUGUCUUUAACUGGUGAGUAAUUUUACUGUAUUUUACUUUUAUAUAGUGUUAUUUUGCAGUGGUUAAUGACUUUAUACUUGUAUAACAGUUAAGGAUGUCUAAUUUCUUAUGGGAACAUUUUUUGCAAUUGGUAUAAUUGAAUAGAACCCAGACCACUGGAUUGUGUUCAACUUGUUUCUUUCCAGCGCUCUUAAGUUAUCCAUGUGACUGUUUGUCAGUAGCAGGUGAUGAGCUGUUACCAAAACCAACCUGGGUGCACACUGCCCGGCCAUAGCGAACAAACGUGGCGAAAUGCUCGCUGUUGAAGUUGAUCAGGUCGUAUUUGAACUCCUGAUUCAGAAACGUGUGACAGCGAUGCAUCAUCAGAUCCACCGUGGAUGGAACCAUCUGGUGUUUGUCAUUGUUGACCCGGAUGCGGAUUCCUGCCGGCACUCUGAUGUCAGUGAUGGGCUCAGAGGUGAUUGUGGUCUUCUUCAGAACACCGUCACCUUUGGACCUGGGAAGCAUGAGCUGCAUGAGGCUGCGGCACGCUUUUUGCGUCAUGUUCUCAUCUUUGGAGAAAGGAGUAAAAGGACAAGCAAAGCAAGAUCAUCCAGGCCUUUCUUACUUUCACUUUACCGGUUAAAUGAAAUCAUAUUUUGUUUGCUCACCUCCAACUCCGAAAUGGAUCACAUGACCUUUUCCCAUAUAAACGCCCCAGAGAGACAACCCCAACCAUGGAUUUACAAACUCUAUCAAGUCUCCAAUCUCUGCUGUAGACACGUUAUUAUCCAUCUGGAGAGAGAAAUUAUUGGGAAUACUGGGGAAUUAAAAAAAAAAACCUCUAUCAUUUGCAGAAUUGCAGAUUAGUUUAUAUGAGUUCAAAAUCAGUGGAAGAAAAAGAUUAAAGUCCCGUUCCCAAGUAAAGCAUACCAUUUUAAUUUUUAUGUGUUAUUCCAAAUGAAUUUGGAUUUGCGUGGCUGCUUAUAACAAACAAAAUUAUAUUUUUGUGUUUGUAUGUAAUACAGUUUAAAUCAAUGACCCAACAUUGACAGUUUAUUCCCAUAAAUUCCCCCAAUUUCCAUUCCAACCUGGAUUAUUUCAAAAAAAGAAAUCCUUUUACUGAACUUCCCACAGGCCUUUUUCAGCAGUUUGCCUGAGGUUUCCUGCAAAUAUUCUACCCCUUUGCCACCAAC